UGGUUGAUAAUAGUUUCCGGGGAUGCUCAUCACCCGAUCUACAGCUGCGUCUGAGCUUCUGGGUGGUCAUAUAUUCGCAAAAUCAGCGCAUUUCAGACGACGUUUUCGAUUGCCGCCGUGCAUGGCGCUGAGACUUGUGGGUAGCCGUGGCAGUGGCGCAGCCGCAGUGUUGGUGGUGUCGUUCCUGGUGGGCGCCAAUGUUCGCAACAUCGCCACCAUGGCCUGGAAAUCACACGGAAAAAACAACGCCGACCUUAUCCGCCAGCUCAAAAAUAAUGGCAUCAUCAAGACAGACAGAGUUUUCGAUGCCAUGAAACAAGUAGACAGAGGCAACUACUGCAGAUUCAGUCCAUAUAUGGACUCACCACAGAGCAUAGGAUAUGGAGUAACCAUUAGUGCACCACACAUGCAUGCACAUGCCUUGGAAAUCCUGAAGGAUCAUUUACAGGAGGGUAGCAGAGCGCUGGACGUGGGGUCUGGUAGUGGCUACCUUACUGCCUGCAUGGCACUUAUGGUUGGCCCCACAGGUAAGGCUGUGGGAAUAGAUCACAUUGAUGAACUGGUAAAUAUGUCCAUUGCCAAUGUCAACAAGGAACAUCCACAACUCUUGAAGACAGGACAGAUGAAGCUUAUUCUUGGAGAUGGUCGUCAGGGGUCUCCAGAAGAUGCACCAUUUGAUGCCAUACAUGUUGGCGCUGCUGCACCACAGAUACCACAGGCAUUGAUCGACCAGCUGAAGCCAGGCGGCCGGCUGAUCCUACCGGUGGGGCCUGCAGGUGGUAACCAGAACCUGGAGCAGGUAGACAAGCUGCCAGAUGGCACCAUACGGAAGAAGAACCUGAUGGGGGUGAUCUAUGUGCCACUAACUAGUAAGGAGAAACAGUGGCCAGGAAGGUGGGUCAGGUGUCGUUAUCCUCCUUACAGACCUCCAGACUUCUGCACUUACUUGUAAAUUUCUGACUGUUGAAGCCUGAUACAGAACAGAGGUGAGCUUUGAUAGGGGUGCUGCCCUACGGAGUUCUGCUUUGCUGUGCUGUGCCGUAUCCCCAACCAACACUCAAGACUUCCAGCCAACAAUGGGCUGCCUGAUACACAACUUCACUCUGCACGCUGAGCAAGACAGCCAACCUAGUAACAUGACAGUCACUAUGUGGGAGGCCAAGAUAACCUCAGACUACUGAGUUCUCAUCCUCAGAUAUGGGAAUAGUCUGCAGUCAUGUCUCGUUUCUAAGUCCAACUGGAUACUUCUUCCUUCUUCUCCCUAAAUAGUUGAGAACUUAACAAUACUCUUCAGAUUGUCUUCUCUGUUGAUACAGUUCCACACAGUGAAUCAGUGGGGAAAUUGCAGAAAUUGCUCAUGUGUUGUUAGUGCCCUUCUUUUCCUUUGACUUCCAUCCCCAAUCACUCAUGUGAACGACUUGACAAAGUGGGGUACUAACUUCCCACUCUAAAUUUAUCUAUCAUCAAAAGUAGUAUUUGGGAAAAAGUUUUACUUACUUACCUAGGCCCUUGGCCCCAUGCAGGGCAUAGGCCACCGAUGACCUCCAUCCAGUUCGAUUUUGGGUAUCCCUUUCCAUAUCCUUCUAGGACAUCUCUAUUCGCUAUACCCUAUCCCUAAAAAGUUUUAGAAACAAUUAAAUGCUUGAAGUUACAGCAAAGGUGGCCCAACCUGUGCUGUAACUUCUUUGUAUCUGAUUAGAUACAGUAGUUCAUUCAUGAACCUGUAUAACUGAACUCGUUUCAUGGUUGCAUAAAUAAUUUGAGUUUCGAAAAGUUCGCACCUAAUUCUACAAUGUGUUAGUCAUAAUGCAAUUGUUUUAUGGUGCCCCCUUCUUUUUAUUCAGGUUUUUGCCCAGCCAUAUGCAUUCAUGUUUUGGAAAAUAAUUCUACAAAAUAAAUGUGCAUAUGAUUACAAGGUAUGAAUUGAAAAUAUUAGAAAUCAGUAUCAACUAUUGAUGCUGGUAGUUUUCCUUAUGGCAAUAGUGACUGAAUUUUGCUUUUAAACAGAUUUAAGUUUUACAUUUCAAGGUAUCUUUGCAGAGGCAGUCAUGUUGAAAAUGGUAAUGAUAUUGACGUACAGAAGAAAGCUUACAGAGUUACACAUGUGCUACUUGAUGUACUUAAAUUUUCCCAUGGUGUUCUCUCCCCCCCACCCCACCAUGUGAUGGUUCCCAGAGUCAUUUCAAAAUGAGAGAAGGGGCAAGGAAUUUUAGGGUGGAAGUAAGAAUGAACACAUGUGAUAGAAGUACAUCUAGUGGGUCAUGUAUAUCUGAAACAUAACACAGUAGUUGUAUGUUACAGCUGGAUAACUGUGCUUCAAGGUGCAGCUAUAUAAAUGUGUGUUAGCUUUAGAUCAUAGGGAAGUGUGAUGGGGAUGCUGGGAGAGCUGUCCAGCACACUACUUAAAGGCUGUUCUAGGAAAAAGUGACAUGAUGGCAGCUUGUUAACACCCCCACCUGCAUUAGAUUUAUUUCCAGUGUUGGUGUAGCCCCAAAUCUUGUUUACAGCCCUUCUUUGGGGCCGUUAAGUUGUGCUGUAUACACCAGAGUGUUAUGCUAAGGUCAUAUGCUUUGGUCUACCUUUUAGUUGUUUAAACAUCUAUUGAAUUAUUUUGAAUAAUACUGGUAACCUAGUUCAUCUUCAGGCUGCUUUUCAACAGUAAGCAAAUGCUUCUGUUUGUACAUGUACACAAGAAAAAAUAAUGGAUCAUUGUAUGAUAUUAUGGAAUGUACCAAAGUCAAGUUGCCUAUUACUCUGUGGUACGUUUCUGUGUCUUCCUGGUUUCAUAUGGUCGUUAGCUUGACUUAGCAGGCCAACAAAUCUGUUACAGUACUAAGUAGUUUGUGUUGAGCUAGUUGUAUAAAACAUUUGAGAAGAGGGAAGGUUUUGUAGCUGUAAAUAAAUUACACAAACUUGUUUACUUUUUUCCUGCUUAGGAGUGGUGCUUCUCUGUGUAAAUGGAAGAAUAUUGGCCUCAUUUGUAAAGGAAAUGAAGUGCACCUAUGUGCAGGACAGUCUAGGAAAUGUGAACUUGUGAUGAAAUUUAGAAAAGAUUUAGCUGGACUUGACACUGCAAUUUUUUCUUGCAGAAAUACUGUACAUGUAUGUGUACAAAGCGAGCCAAUGUUCCUAAGGUUACACCAGAUCUCAUGUUGUAUACCUUUAUAAGAUGCUAUUAAAGACUUGAGCUUCGUAUUGUGAAUGUAGCUUGUGCUAUUCGUCUGACAUGUAGUCAGUAAUCUCAAGUGCACUAUAGAAACUUGUUCAUGCACUGCAAAGAUACAUACAUUUUCUUGGUACAUGGACAUGU
Messenger RNA from Branchiostoma belcheri (Belcher's lancelet), 3310 nucleotides. Its product is annotated as protein-L-isoaspartate(D-aspartate) O-methyltransferase-like. Gene Ontology annotation, molecular function: protein-L-isoaspartate (D-aspartate) O-methyltransferase activity. Gene Ontology annotation, biological process: protein modification process. Lineage: Eukaryota; Metazoa; Chordata; Leptocardii; Amphioxiformes; Branchiostomatidae. The record is from RefSeq and is a predicted model, not a curated record. Bases 23 to 952 code for a protein of 309 amino acids. Gene Ontology annotation, cellular component: cytoplasm. The transcript is spliced from 10 exons.